Messenger RNA from Mobula hypostoma (lesser devil ray), 9186 nucleotides. RefSeq names its product RAD54 like 2 (gene rad54l2). Gene Ontology annotation, cellular component: nucleus. The record is from RefSeq and is a predicted model, not a curated record. The transcript is spliced from 24 exons. The coding region runs from base 197 to 4582 and encodes 1461 amino acids. Gene Ontology annotation, molecular function: ATP hydrolysis activity; ATP binding; ATP-dependent chromatin remodeler activity. NCBI's taxonomy places the organism in Eukaryota, Metazoa, Chordata, Chondrichthyes, Myliobatiformes, Myliobatidae.
GGUACCCAAACAUGAGAUGGUUAUAUGGAAAGACAGAGCUUUGAAGAAUUCAAAAAGAGUGAAAUGUAAGUGCCAUGGCCCUCUUCCCAUCAGACAUAUUUAGUCGGGACCUCAGAUAGUAUAGUUACUUGGAUCCUGCAGGUCCACAGAGGAGGGAUAAUGAAUUUGUAAUGCACAGUGUCUGCUGUUCUGGGCCAUGGAGGACGAGUCUAUCUCAGGGAGUGAUCCAGAUGUGGAGUCGGAGGAUGUGGAAGAGGAAGAGGAGGAGAUGGAGGACAAUGAUGGCGAUGACGAGGAUGACCUGGAAGAAAAUGAUGAUUCUGAGCUCACUCCUGUCAGUUCUGAGCAUUCCCCACAGCCUGAUACCAGGGGAUGGAACUGUUCCACUUCAACUACCUCAUCACAGAAUGAAAAGAAACAGACGGGCUCAGUGAAUGGCAAGAGGAAAAGGUCAACAAAGUCUGUCCACAUGAGAAGAAACAUCCGAAAGCUACUACGGGAGGACCAACUUGAAGCUGGAACCAAAGCAGCACAACAGGAAGAAUUAGAGCGCCUAAAAAGGCUCGAGCAACAAAGGAAGGAAUUUGUGUUACCCACCUUGCCAUUUGAACUAUUACAAGAGUCUAACGCCCAAACUUUAAAAAAUGAACCUGUUUGGAAUGAAGAAGAAACAAUUCAGAAAGCAGAUGAGGUUCUGUCUGCCCCACCAAGACUCUCCAAAUCGGAGGUCAUCUGUGUGGACAUAAGCAGUGGGAGUGAAGAUGAUGCAGGGAGAGUACACAGAGCUGCAAAAGAUGAUGUGAUUGAGCUGAGUUCAGGGGAAGAUGACUCACUCCAAAUUCUUGAUAGUGGAUCCAGCAAUGAAGAGGAGGUGAACGAGGAGAGCAAUGGUGCUCAUGUGAAUGAUGCCUUGAACCAGCCAGAUGAUUUAGGCCGUGUACUUGUCAACAUAAAUCAUCCUCCAAAUGAGCAAGACAUUUUCCUGGCACCCCAACUGGCACGAGCCGUCAAAUCACACCAGAUUGGAGGAAUCCGUUUCUUGUACGAUAAUUUGGUGGAGUCACUGGAAAGGUUUAAAAGCAGCAGUGGUUUUGGUUGCAUCCUGGCACACAGUAUGGGUCUUGGCAAGACCCUGCAAAUGGUCUCCUUCGUGGAUGUUCUCUUUCGAUACACAGAAGCACGCACUGUCCUUGCUAUUGUACCGGUAAACACUUUGCAGAACUGGUUGGCCGAGUUUAACAUGUGGCUUCCAGCCCAAGAAGCACUUCCUGCAGACUACAACCCUGAAGAAAUUCAGCCCCGGAGUUUCAAAGUUCACAUCCUAAAUGAUGAGCACAAAACAACUGUGGCCCGUGCCAAGGUUAUCAAUGAAUGGUCAACUGACGGUGGCAUGCUCUUAAUGGGGUAUGAAAUGUAUCGCCUGCUUUCAUUGAAAAAAUCUUUUGUUAGUGGGAGGAGAAAGAAGACAAAGAAAUCAGCAGGACCAGUAAUUAUAGACUUGGAUGAGGAAGAUCGGCAGCAAGAACUGUUGAAAGGCAUCGAGAAAGCCCUAUCCAGACCAGGACCAGAUAUAGUUAUUUGUGACGAAGGCCACCGCAUAAAGAACUGCCAUGCCAGCACGUCUCAGGCCUUAAAGAGCAUCCGUUCACGGCGGCGGGUGGUCCUAACUGGAUACCCACUUCAGAAUAACCUUAUGGAGUACUGGUGCAUGGUGGACUUUGUCCGGCCUGACUUCCUUGGGACCAGGCAGGAGUUCAGCAACAUGUUUGAGCGUCCUAUCCUGAAUGGGCAGUGUAUUGACUCGACCCCUCAGGAUGUCCGUCUGAUGCGGUAUCGCAGCCACGUUUUACACAGCCUGCUGGAGGGGUUUGUACAAAGGCGGGGCCACGAUGUUUUAAGAGGUCACCUUCCUGACAAAGAAGAACACGUGUUACUUGUGCGUCUCUCCAAAAUCCAGCGAUUACUGUAUAAAGAGUUUAUGGAUCGUUUCAGAGAUGCAGGGAACAGUGGCUGGCUGGGUCUCAACCCUCUGAAAGCAUUCUGUGUCUGCUGCAAGAUCUGGAACCACCCAGAUGUUCUUUAUGAGGCACUACAGAAGGAGAACCUGGCCAAUGAUCCAGAUUUGGACCUUGAGGUAAAUGACCUUAAUGCAGGCACACCGAAUGCACGAGCUCUGCCAGUUGUGAACAAAAGAAAAACUGAGAGUGUGGCUGCCUCCAUAGAUUCCACAAACAGCAAAUUUACCCAAAGUGUUGGAUUCAACCAUUUUCAGGAAAAGGCCAAUCAAGUUAUCACAUAUGAUUGGGCUAAGGAUAUAUUGGCAAACUAUCAGCCUGGCUUGCUAGAAAACUCUGCAAAAAUGGUGCUCUUGUUUGAGCUAAUUGAAGAGAGCGUGAAACUUGGGGACAAAAUCCUGGUAUUUAGCCAGAGCCUUUCUACACUGUCCGUCAUUGAAGAAUUUCUUGGGAAGAGACAAAUACCAGCAAAAGUAGGCUCUGAAGAAGCCCCUCAACCCUGGAUCCGGAAUGUUAACUACUACCGGCUGGAUGGAAGCACAUCUGUAUUGGAGCGAGAACGGCUGAUCAACCAGUUCAAUGAUCCUCGCAACAGUAAAGCUUGUCUUUUCCUGCUGUCUACACGAGCUGGGUGCUUGGGAAUCAACCUGGUUGGAGCAAAUCGAGUGGUUGUGUUUGAUGCAUCCUGGAACCCUUGUCAUGAUGCUCAGGCCGUAUGCCGUGUGUACCGCUAUGGUCAAAGGAAGCCUUGUUAUAUUUACCGGCUGGUAUCUGACUACACACUUGAGAAAAAGAUCUAUGACCGGCAAAUCUCCAAGCAGGGCAUGUCUGACCGUGUUAUUGAUGAUCUAAACCCAAUGCUUAAUUUCACCCGCAAGGAAGUAGAAUCUCUCCUGCAUUUUGUGGAGGAGGAGCCUGUUUCAGCAGAGGCAAACUUUGAGGCAGAUAAAUUAUGUGAUGAAGUGAUACACAGAGCAUGUGCAAAACAUAAACAUCUCGUCACCAAGCCUCCCUUCCAGCACGAAUCCCUGCUCAUGGACCGUAAAGAGUACAAGCUGACCAAGGCAGAGAAGAAAGCUGCAAAGAAGAGUUACGAAGAUGAGAAGAGAGCGUCAGUCCCAUACACCAGACCAUCCUAUGCCCAGUAUUACCCAGCUAGUGAUCAGAGCCUUACCAACAUCCCCAUCUUUAGCCAGCGGCAUUGGAGAGGCCCAGUCAAGGGAUUGGACGAGAAACCAGUGGCCAGUGUUCGGCCUGUACAGUCUACACCUAUUCCCAUGAUGCCUCGGCAGGUUCCAAGCGGAUUGGGAAUCCCUAGUUCGGGAUUUGGUCCUGUGUUUCCCGUCAGUCACCUUCAACGGGCUGGUGUUGUGGUGCAGAAAAUUGUCACUACUACAGAUAUCAUUAUUCCUGGAACAAAUACAUCAACUGAUGUGCAAGCAAGAAUCAGUGCUGGGGAGAGCAUCCAUGUUAUUAGGGGAACCAAAGGGAUGUACAUUCGCACAUGUGAUGGAAGGAUUUUUGCAGUGCGCAUGGGCAAUAAACCGAAGGUCACAGAGGGAAACCACGCAGUGGCAUCAGGCUCCCAGGGAGUUGCCCUUAAUGUAACCGGUCACAAAGGUCAUAGCUCCUCCUCCCCAGAUCAGUCGCAGAAGGGCCUUUCCCCAGAAGAGAUUGCAAGGCCUCUUUCCCCGGACAGCCCAGAGAUAAUAAGUGAGCUCCAGCGCUACGCCGAGGCAGCUGCCGCCAGAGAGUCCGGAGACCGGCCUGGGACCGUCACCAAUACGCAGAGCGAUCACCCCAAACUGAGACCAGCCCAGCCCUCGGACCAGCUGCUGGCUGUCACCAGCCCCGCCUCAGCCCGCCCCGCAGCCUUGAACAUGCCACCUGCGAGCCGCUAUGCUGACUGGAGCUCUGCUGCGUUUGGGUCUGAUGUGAAGGGUGGCAAGCGGAAGUCUUUCUCGCCUUCUUUGGAGGACCGUGCCUGGAAGCAAAGGCACUCGAUGCCGAUGCAGAACUACUCCUUCCCCACUGGAUUUAACCUUUCGUCUGUCGGCCUGAGCCCUGAGAUACCUGGCCUGCCUGGUAAUUGCCCGACUCUCUUGAACCCCCUGUAUGGAGCAGGGAGCCCCUACUACACUCUGCCCGGCUUGCUGGGGGACACGCGACUGAUGUUCCCCAUGACUACUGACCCGCGUCUUGCUGCUAGCACCUCCGGCCCUACCGCCCCUACCUCAGCGACCGGUGCCGCAGUGCCCUUCAUGCUCAGCCCGACCUCAGCAGUGCCCGGGGGCCUCCUUCCUGGCCUCCCUCACCCCUUCACCCAGACUCCGCUGAACGAGCCCCGCAUGUUCGCUCCGUAUCCUGUACCCCUACUCACCAAUAGCCUGCCAGCCAGCGCGGACCAACCCAGCAGAGUCUUUGUGCCGCCCUCGUCAUCUGCCGGCUACUCAGCUCAGGAGCUCCUCGGCACCACUGCUGCACAAAUGGACCCGCCUCCGGGGCUGGACGCCACCGGCAAUUCAGAUGACGAUGUCAUUGAAGUCACAAGCAGUAACUUGGGGUGACCAACCCAGAAGGGACAAGGCUGUUAUCCAAAUCUUUUUAAAGUAAUUGAGUAAAUAAACGUGUCACUGUCCCGAAUUUUAUGGCCGACGACCACCAUAUUGUAAAUGUUGCCUUUUUAGAUUUUUUUUAAAUUAUUGGCCAAGUUUUUUCAUAUUUUUUAAAUAAAACUUUGCGCUGGAUUUUUUUUUUUCUGUUUCUUUCCUGGAAGAAGUUUUUGCCUGUGCAUGAGAAAAUCUGGUAUGAACAGAGAAGUGCAGUUGUUUUCCGUGGGCGAGUUUGUUUAAAGAGGCAAAGCAAUAUUUAAUUGGUUAAAGGGAAGAGUUUUUUUUAAAAGGGACUUUCACAGCUGAAAGGCAGUGUCACGUAAAUUUGAUAACACAUUCAUCGACCCUCCUGUGUUUUAAAGCUUUGAUAUCAGUGUAUCUGCUCUGCGAGCAGUGCAUGGUAUUUUCAGCAAACAGGUAAUGGGAGGAAGAAAAUCAUCAGUAUUAAGUUGGAAUGGUACCACUGGAUUGGAGGAGCUGUUUCCUCGUAUUACGAAUGAGAAUUCCAUGGUUUGGGGAGUUGGUGAGGCAGCAAGCUGUGACUGGACAGAAUUUGUUCAAAGAGUUGACUGGAUACUAGCCCUUGAGGGCUAAUUGGAGGAAUGCAUUGGGCAGUUAGAAACUGAGCCAAGUAGAUGAGAAUCCCUCAAGCUCUGUGCCGAAUCUACAGGGCCAGAUGACCUCUUGCAGUUGUUUCAGCUCCUUGGAUCUGAAAGGAGGGUAAAAAAUGUCUUUCCUGCCUCACAUUCCCAGCUCUGAGUCGGUCAAAAACUCGUGCAAAACACGACGGUGAGAAAACUUGGAAGUGUGGGGAAUUAAGCUGAGAGGACCAUGUUUGUUGGUGUCUGCUACACUUUAAUCUGAAAACCUAUAGAGGAAUCUUUUGCUAUUCCCUAAAUGUUGAAGAUGGUACUGAGUUUGAUCUCAGACAUCUUGUUUGAGUUCUGUGGGUUACCAUGAACCAGAUCUUGUCCCUACAGAAAUGUUAAAGUUGAAAUUCAUAAGUACUUUAGAUACUUGAUCUUUUCUCAGAUUGGAUUUAUGUGGUGCUGUUAACUGCUUGGCAAAGUUCCUCCUUGGCUAUAAAGGGGGAGGAGGACACUUGUGUUAAAGCACUGCUGUUGAUGUUUAAUGCAGAAUAUUUGUUUUACCAGCACAUUACAGUGGUCAACUGGUACAGCAGGAAGAAGGUAUGAACUGUGACUCAGUAGGAUAUCUGUAGUAAACUGCUUCAUUCAGGUCAAGUUCAGACUGUUCCUGAAAUACAGAAGUAUUAAACUAGACAACUUUUAGAAGUUUCAAUUUGAGGUUUGGUUUAAAAUUUAAAGCCAACUUUGGUAUUGCUUCUUUUUUCCUUGGGAGUAAAUUACACCUUUAAUUUAUUUAUGAACUUGGGUAUUUAUUAUCACAAGCAUAACUAAAUGGCAUAUGUUUUGGAAGGAAGCUGAUAAUUCUGACCAAAGUUCAGCUGACAUUUGGACCAACAUAGACCAAAAAUAUUCUGGCUCCAGGGGUUAAAACAUGAUGCAAUGGAUAAGAGUUGGCCAUGUUGGAAUCAUCUGCCAUCAGUAUUGACCCAGUUCAGGAUCUGGAAGGAGAUCUGAUUAACCAACAGUUUAUCUUAAAUUUAAGAUAUUUUUGUAUAUUUCUGCAGUGCCAUAGCUUUCAUUCCUUAGAUUAAUGGCUCUAAAUGCUACUGAUUACAGUUUACUGUUGUUUGGUACACUUUCACCUGGAUUAUGUCUUGCUAGUUUCAGCCAUAACUCAGUGCUUGUGCUUCUCAGAGAAGUUAAUGAGAAAUGACAUGGGGGAAAUUUGCGGCUGUAGUUGAUAUUGGGUAGCCCAUUCAAGACUGAAUAAAUGACUAUAUACAGUGCCCUUUUGUGGUGAUUUAGAUUGCAAAUUCCAGCUGCAAAUUGGAAACCUAACUUCAUUGAACCUGGAGUUUUAAAGCGUCUUAUCCUUCACAUUUUUUUUCAUUCGAAAGAAUUCUGCCUCUCUCACUCCCCCCACCCGACUCUAAUUCACAGUAUAUGCCACAGACAUGCCAUGUACACUAGUAGCAGUCAAUUCCCUACCUGACUGGAUUUAUCAAUGUGACCUGCGAUGACCAUCGGAAGAAUAUUUGACAAUGAGCUGUAACACUAAACUUUGAUUUAACCAGUUGGUAAUCACUUUCAGCACAUGCAUGACUUUUGUGCGAGGUAAUCCAAAUUAAUGGUUAAAAAAAAUCACCUGAAUGGGUUGGUGCUAGUCACUGGCCAAGGUACAUUCUUGCGGUGUAGUGGAACUUGAGACAAGUGGCUCUGCACUGUUAAUGCACGGCCUGGAAGCUGACUGUGAAUUUAAAAAUAACAUUGUUCAUGCUGACCUUGACCCUCGGCUUCUAAAAUUUACCAUUUACACACUGCCAUUAAAGUAGGGGUGACUUGAAAAUUGGCCCAUGCACCAAUUCUACCCCGGUGGUUCAGUUUCCACAAUAAUCUUUCUUCCCCUUCCAAACACUGCAUUCACAGUCCCUCUUUCCUGCCAGAUAACUGAACCACAGUCCUAUGAAACUAAGUCUGCUUUCUGAAUGUGAGCACUCAGGAUAAAUGUAUCUGUGGCUGUUCUUUGAAACAACUCUAUAAACAAUUUACCAGUAGGGUCAAAGGAGCCAGAAUGUGGUUUGAUCUAAUGGUGUAUCAUUCUGAUCUGCACUGAUGCUAACUUCAAAUUGUUAUUUAUUUUUGUCUUUAUUAAUUUUCCAUAAAUCCCAAGACACCUACCUAGCACGAAUUGCCAUAUGAGAUAAAUAUUAAUUGAUAGAAGCCUUAGAAACAUUAGCUAUGCAAGUUUUGAUUUUUAAAAAUAUUUUUUGUUAAGGCAUAUCACAAAUAUGAGUAAGGGGCCUUUAAUAAGUUGUCAAAUCAUCAGAGAAGGCACCACCAUCUGUCGGCCAGAAAUAGUAAAGUUAUCGACUUUCCAAAGACUUGAAAGGUUUUACAUUCUUUCUGGCCCCCCUGUGACUAUUGUAUCCUGUGUUGUUGUGAGACGUAAAAUGGAAACACUGGCAGUGGAGAGUGGGUGAAAGUGAAUCAUUUUGUGUUCCUGACUGUCACAUGCACGCCCAAUUUUGUGUUUAAACUGAUAGCUAAAUAUGGUUCGGAUUUGCUGGUAGGCUCUAGAGACCGAGAACCCCCUCAGGAUUUGGUUCUGGCUGAUCUUCCAUUUUAGCAGCCAGUGCACUGAGUCCUUCUGAGGAGCCAGUGUAUUCAUUUGUUCUGAUAUCAGAUGAUACUUAAUCUUUUCAUUAUUUUGACAUAGUGGAAGUAACUUUUUGUAUGUGCAAUCAUGUAAUUCAUGAUGAGCACAUGUUUCUGACCAUACUCUGCCUUUGUCAUUAAUACUAUUGUUAUCCCAUUAUACUGUUCAAGUCAAUCUGUCACAGAAGUUCAAAUAAUCUGUAGAGUAUAUCAAAAGCACAUGGUCAGGAGGUGAAUUUUGGAGAUGUGAAUGUGGACUGUUGAAUCUAGAACUGUGUGUGUGUGUGUGUGAGAGAGAGAGAAAGAAAGAGACUUCUCAUGUCGUUCACAGGAAGCUUGCCUGUCCUGCAGUGCUGUGCUACUAUGGAAAAUCAGCUAGUUGUCUUUAGUAAUAGCUACAUUCUACGAUCAUCCAGUAUGGUCAUCUGUGUCAAAUCCAUUUGCUGAAUUACUUGACUGGUGGCAAUUGUCUUUGAACCUUGUUACAUCCUCACAGGGUAACUAACUCCUGACCAGCAUCGUUCCCUUACUGGACUCUGUAACUCAACUGCAGGUUGUGUGUUAGGAAGUUAUUCAUACAGGCAUUUACUAAGCUCAGUGUGAGGCAAAUACUGCAUACUAUGAGGUGAGCCUUAGGCAGAUGGUGUGUAAAUAUCAUUAUCUCCUCACACUUGUAGAUGCUGUAGCAGGAAAUGGUAACAUCCCAGAGUGCUUGUCUGUAUUACUUAUUCUUGCUCCAUACUGUUCCAGUGCUUUCAUUGUUAAAUGGUUGAGUGUAUUGCAUCUACUUCGUAAAUAAGGGUGUGUUAUCUCUGCCUCCAAGUAUGGAUAAGAUCCCUGCCUGUUUGUUUCCUUUCUGUAUUGAAUGUGGAAAUAGGUCUGACUGCAUUGUAUUCAAAUCCCAGAGACUGUUACCAUGGGGAAUUAAAGGAGUCUAUGCUGCUAACCACUUUCCUGGAAACUACUGUCCAUGUAUGAGCAAUGGGUACAAAGUAAAAAAGAUUUCUUCUAUUAAUGAGUGCAAUGGUACCAUUGCUACACCAGGCAGGCCUGUGUAUGGUGCCUUGUGAUUUUGCCCCAUGCCAGGAGAUAGAACUGCAAGUCGAUUCACUUUUUCUCCAUCUCUUCCACUGACCACAUACCCAGAAAAUGAAUUGAAAACCAAUUUUGUUGUUUUUAAAUUGAGACCAUUUUUUGUAAUUAAAUGUUACCAAUCUGUAAACUGCCUAUGGACCUCUUGUUCUGUUUUUUUUAAAUUGGGAAAAAGAAAAAUAAAGUCUAGAGCCUAUUGUGUUUUGGUAGAGAUAUCCUUUA